Messenger RNA from Cladocopium goreaui, 406 nucleotides. The record is from the annotation of a GenBank genome assembly. Lineage: Eukaryota; Dinophyceae; Suessiales; Symbiodiniaceae.
GUACGCUCCUGCCAAAGUCGAUAAGACUGGUGCACUUGUCCGCUAUCCAGGAUGCUACUUCCGAGUCGAAGAUGUGCCCGCGAAUGAACUAUGCUCCUGGCUCCAGCACAUCAGUGAUCACUUUGACGAUGUGUUGAUCAAGAAGAUUCGACCCAACCGGAAAGCACUUCUUUCAUACCUGUUCAUGUUGACCGGCACGGAACCUGACAGUCCUUUGCCCUCGCUGGACAAGGGGCAGCUGUUGAACGAGCUGGCGGAUCUACAUGAAUUCCUGGGCUACCCCAUGGACAAGUACCGGACGGUGUCUGUGGAGAGGAUGGUUGAAGUUGCAACGUUCCGGUUGGCCAAGGACUUCGAAGCUCCGGGCUCCGAGUUCUACCCAGGGGAGUUGGCGGAGGCGGAGGCU